AUGAGGUUUGGACGGGUUUUAAGUGUGCUAUUCGUGAUAUGUGCGGGGCUUGUUCAAGCGUUAGCCGACCAGGAGUCAAGAGUCGUGCAGAUCACAUCGGGCGCUGUACGCGGCUACAAGGAAGAUGACCUCUUCAUAUUCUAUUCAAUCCCAUACGCGACCGCGCCUACCGGCAGGAACAAGUUCAAGGCUCCACUCCCGGCACCGAUGUGGCUGGAUACAUUCGAAGCUGUAGAUAAACAUAUUGUGUGCCAUCAAUCUGUCAUAUUUCCCCUUCCACAAACAAGUAUCUAUCAAGAGGACUGCCUUAUCGUAAACGUGUACGUUCCUGAUACAGAACAAACUAAAUUACCAGUUGUGGUCUACGUGCAUGGUGGAGGAUACCAGGUGGGGCAUGGGAAUUUUUUGACACCAAAAGCCUUGGUUAAAAGUAAAAAAGUCAUCGCUAUCACAUUCAACUACCGACUUGGAGUGCACGGUUUUCUCUGUUUGGGUACAGAAGACGUACCUGGCAACGCCGGAAUGAAAGACCAAGUAGCGCUACUGCGCUGGGUACAGAAAAAUAUCGCUAAAUUCGGUGGCAACCCUAAUGAGGUAACCAUCGCCGGAUACAGCGCCGGCUCCUCCGCAGUUGAUCUACUCAUGCUUUCGAAGUCCACAAAAGGAUUAUUCAAUAAAGUAAUUCCGGAAAGUGGUGCCAACGUCGCAGUAUGGUCGGUGCAAAUAAACCCUCUAAAAAACGCCAAGGAAUUUGCAAAGACUCAAAACUUCACAGACAUAGACAACUUAUACGCGCUUGAAGAAUUUUACAAAAGUGCCUCGUUUGAGGUGUUAACGUCGGAUAAUUUUGCAACUAGACCUGACUCGACCUUUAUGUUCGUUCCAUGUGUCGAACGCCAUACUAACACACACAUAUUACUCGAUGAUGCACCCGUAAAUAUAUUGAAAAGUGGAAAAUAUAAUAAAGUUCCAUUAUUGUAUGGAUUUGCAAAUAUGGAGGGUCUGCUUCGAGUACAAACGGGUUACGAUUUGUUUAAAGAUAAAAUGAAUUCCAAGUUCUCCGAUUUCCUACCAGCUGAUUUAGAAUUUGAAAGUGAUGCACAAAAAGAGGAAGUAGCAAAACAAGUAAAGGAAUUCUACUUUGGAGACAAAGCUAUUGGUGACAAAACCAUAUUGGCAUAUAUAGAUUACUUCUCUGAUGUUAUGUUUGCAUAUCCAACUUUAAGAGCCGUAAAAUAUCACGCAGAGGCAGGCAACGAUCAAGUGUACCUCUAUGAAUACUCUUUUCCUGAGGAGCAAUUAUUACCUAAAUCAAUACAAACACAAAUUAAGGGUGCAAAUCAUUGUGCUCAAACAAUAGCCGUAAUGGACCCAGUUACUAUAAGCGAUUUGUUACCACCUCAAAAUCCUAGCGAGGAUUUAUUAAAUUUGAAAAAAGUUACUCGAGAACUGUGGCUCAACUUCAUUGCUACGGGCAAGCCAGUGUCAUCUGAGAGCCCCCUGCCCUCUUGGCCACCGGCCGACGCGUUAGGUGCGCCUUUCAUGUCUCUGACGAUGCCGGCAAAGUUGAUCGACGGCCCGUUACUGGAGAACCGCAGGCGCUUCUGGGACGAUAUCUACGAUAAGCACUACCGCGCCCCUAUUUCACCGCCCCCACCACCACCCUCUACGACACACUCAGAAUUGUGAUAGAGAACGAAUUUUGGAUUACCUGUAUGUUGUACCAAUCAGUAUAGCUGAGUUAUUUUUCUCUACCUAAUUUCGGUGGCAAUUUUUAAUAUUUAAAUAUUCUAAAAUAUUAUCAUGAAGC
Messenger RNA from Hyposmocoma kahamanoa, 1810 nucleotides. Its product is annotated as esterase FE4-like. The record is from RefSeq and is a predicted model, not a curated record. The transcript is spliced from 3 exons. Lineage: Eukaryota; Metazoa; Arthropoda; Insecta; Lepidoptera; Cosmopterigidae. The coding region runs from base 1 to 1689 and encodes 562 amino acids.